This is a messenger RNA of Panicum hallii, 1548 nucleotides long. RefSeq lists its product as uncharacterized. The transcript has a single exon. The coding region runs from base 1 to 1548 and encodes 515 amino acids. NCBI's taxonomy places the organism in Eukaryota, Viridiplantae, Streptophyta, Magnoliopsida, Poales, Poaceae. The record is from RefSeq and is a predicted model, not a curated record.
AUGGAAGGGUACAGGUACAUAUUCCACGGUGAGAAAGAGCUAGCCUCCCUGCUUCCCCCAACCACACCUGAAUGCAGACUCGAGUUAAACGAGGUGACACGGUCAGGGUUCAACACUUUGUUGAAAAGAGGGAAGGUGACCGUAAAGUACACCACCAUUGAUUCAGUGUGGCGAUGGAUCGAGACCCAGGGCGUCUACACCAAGGAAGCCAUGGACACGAUGAAAGAUGUCGCGCUCUCCUUCACACUGUUCAAGUUGCUGAAGCGGAGAUUGUGUGGAUACCGGAUUGGCGAGGCUGGCCUCGCCAAGACUCUGGAUUUCGUUCUCAGGGGGCUCAUCUUUGAAGAAGGUAACUAUGCUCGUGCUUUCGGGGUUGUGGAGAUGGAGUUGGCGUUCCUGUAUGAUUUCCUCUACACAGGCUUCGAUGCCAAGUCAGGAGACUACAAGGGCUUGGCCUUCUACUUUGUGGUAACUGUUGCUGCUUGGAAUGGCAUCUCCCGAGCAUUCAGGAGGCACUACCAUCGCAGUAACUUGGAGCAGAGUGUCCCUGGGACAGAUGUUACUCGCUGGGUGACCAUCGUGCUGCUCACCGUCGUGUUGGCGCUGUCCUGCUCGCCGGGCGGCCGGGACACCAGGUGGCUCGUCGUGCACCAGCUCCAGCUCAUGGAUGACCCCAUUUAUGGGUUGGAACGAGCCAUGGGGUCAUGGAAGCAUGAUCUUCCUAGAGUAAAACGCGAAGCAAAAAAAUCCUGGCAGAGAGCACUUGGGCAGUACUCCCUGUUACUCAACUUCGACUACCGCCCAAGGAACGUGCUGCCUCUUCUGUCACGGGGCUUGGUCGACGCAACAAGACAGGGACACAAGGCUGGGGAGAAGGUCGUGCUGUCAGAUGAAGUCAUCGUGCGCGUCCUUUCUGGGUUCAAGGAGAGCAACGGGGAGCUAGGAGAUGGGCGGUCGGCUCUAGCCAGAAACCAGCAGCAGCUUGGAAGCCACGAAUUGUCAUGGGCCUGCACCAUGCCCGCACACAUAGACAAGAUCCUCGUGUGGCACAUCGGGACGACCAUCGCCAUGGAUGGGCACCCGGUUCCCACAACCGGCGACCAGCGCGUUGCCAAGACCCUGUCGGACUACUGCGCCUACCUGGUAGCUUUCGUUCCGGACAUGCUGCCCGGCCAUGGCUACGACACCCAGCGCGUCCUCGACGGCGUGGUCGUGGAUGCUCGGGAAAGCCUCGCCGGGUGCGACACGGUGAGCAGCAGGUGCGAGAAGCUGAUGAUGAUGGGGCUCCUGCCGAGCAACAGCACAUGCACAGUCCUAGAGAUGGGGGGCAGGCUUGGGAGAGAGCUCAGGGACGUGGUCCCAGAGGCGCGGAGGUGGAAGCUGCUCGCUGACUUCUGGGCCGAGUUCGUGCUCUUCCUCGCGCCGUCAGACAACGCCGAGAUCCACGCCGAGAAGCUCGCCGCCGGUGGGGAGUUCAUGACCCAUCUCUGGGCACUGCUCACACAUGCCGGCAUUCUGGAGCAACCCCCUGUGACCCCUCCUGUUUAA